Molecule: messenger RNA, 2877 nt
Organism: Gopherus flavomarginatus (Mexican gopher tortoise)
Lineage: Eukaryota; Metazoa; Chordata; Testudines; Testudinidae
Gene: NUP93
Product: nucleoporin 93
Exons: 23
Coding region: 195-2759 (854 amino acids)
Biological process (GO): protein import into nucleus; poly(A)+ mRNA export from nucleus
Cellular component (GO): nuclear pore
Molecular function (GO): structural constituent of nuclear pore
Source: RefSeq, a predicted model, not a curated record
GUGGCGAGGGGCCCGCCGCUGGGCAAAGCCGGCUGCCCUUGAGCGCCCGGGGACUGUGCUAGGGGAGGCAGCCGCGUCUAGUGGCUGGAGCUCUCUGAGCCCUGCCUGGCCUUGGGGACGUUACUUAACUGCUCCGUGCCUCAGUUUCCCCACAGGGGUUUCUGUGUGUGUCUUGUAUAGAACUGGCAUUACACAUGGACUCUGAAGGGUUUGGAGAACUUCUCCAGCAAGCAGAACAGCUUGCAGCUGAGACAGAGGGCACCUCUGAACUUCCUCAUGUAGAACGCAACCUCCAGGAGAUCCAGCAGGCCGGAGAGCGUCUGCGGUCUCGGACUCUGACCCGCACGUCGCAGGAGACCGCCGAUGUCAAGGCAUCUGUUCUUCUUGGGUCCAAAGGGCUUGACAUAUCCCAUAUCUCUCAGCGGCUGGAGAGUCUUAGUGCAGUCACUACAUUUGAGCCCCUUGAGCCUGUGAAGGACACUGACAUACAGGUAAGAGCAAUCUGUGACGUCUCCUUUCGGUUCUCCAUUGAGAACAUCUGUUCUGCCACUGAGCCAAGGACAUGUUCCCUCCACAAAGACCAACUCAUUUGCAAGGGAUUCCUGAAGAAUGAAAAAGAUAAUGCUUUGCUGUCAGCCAUUGAAGAGUCCAGGAAAAGAACCUUUGGUAUGGCUGAAGAGUACCACCGAGAAUCAAUGCUGGUCGAAUGGGAACAGGUGAAACAAAGGAUCCUUCAUACGCUACUUGCUUCAGGAGAAGAUGCUCUUGACUUUACCCAGGAAAAUGAGCCCAGUUUCAUCAGUGAGUUGGGUCCUCCAGGUCGAAGCUCUUUGGAUAGCGUGGAGAUGGCCUAUGCCCGACAAAUUUAUAUUUAUAAUGAGAAGAUAGUGAACGGACAUCUGCAGCCUAACCUGGUAGACUUUUGUGUUGCUGUUGCUGAACAGGAUGAUAAGAAUAUCUCCGAUAUGUGGGCCAUGGUUAAACUAAUGACAGAGGUAUUGCUGGUUCCUGCAAGCGAUGCGUUGAAAGUCCGGACCAACAUGGAGGUGCGCAUGGAGUUUGUAAGGCAGGCUCUGCGUUACCUAGAACAAAGUUACAAGGAUUAUACUUUGGCGACAGUCUUUGGAAACUUACACCAAGCUCAAUUGGGUGGAAUACCUGGGACCUACCAACUUGUCUGCAGUUUCCUUAAUAUCAAACUCCCAGCACCUGUCCCUGGUCUCCAGGAUGGGGAGGUGGAAGGCCAUCCUGUUUGGGCGUUGAUUUACUAUUGCAUGCGCUGCGGAGAUUUAAUCGCCGCUUUGCACGUGGUGAAUCGGGCACAGCACCAGCUGGGGGAAUUUAAAACCUGGUUCCAGGAGUAUAUCCAUAGUAAAGAUAAAAGAUUGUCCCCUACCACUGAAAACAAACUUCGCCUCCAUUACAGACGAGCCCUGAGGAACAAUACAGACCCGUACAAAAGAGCCGUUUAUUGUAUCAUAGGCCGGUGUGACAUUGCUGAUAACCAGAGUGAAGUUGCUGACAAAACAGAAGAUUAUCUUUGGCUAAAGCUGAACCAGGUGUGUUUUGAUGAUGAUGGUACCAGCUCCCCCCAGGACAGGUUAACGUUAUCGCAAUUCCAGAAACAACUGCUUGAAGACUAUGGCGAAUCGCAUUUUGCAGUGAAUCAGCAGCCUCUUCUCUACUUCCAAGUAUUGUUCUUGACAGCACAGUUUGAAGCUGCAAUUGCUUUUCUCUUCCGGAUGGAGCGCUUGCGUUGUCAUGCUGUUCACAUUGCUUUGGUCCUCUUUGAGUUAAAGCUGCUCCUGAAAUCUUCUGGGCAGAGUGCACAGCUGUUAAGUCACGAAGCCGGCGACCCUCCCGGCAUGAGGCGCCUUAAUUUUGUUCGCCUUUUGAUGCUCUACACCCGUAAAUUUGAGUCAACGGACCCAAGGGAAGCACUGCAGUAUUUUUACUUUCUCAGGAAUGAGAAGGAUAGCCAAGGGGAGAGCAUGUUCUUGCGUUGUGUUAGUGAGCUAGUAAUCGAGAGCAGAGAGUUCGAUAUGAUUCUGGGGAAGCUGGAGAAUGAUGGCAGUAGGAAGCCAGGAGUGAUAGACAAGUUUACUAGUGACACAAAACCUAUUAUUAACAAAGUUGCUUCAGCGGCAGAAAAUAAAGGAUUAUUUGAAGAAGCUGCAAAACUUUACGACCUUGCAAAGAAUCCAGAUAAGGUAUUAGAACUGAUGAAUAAAUUACUCAGUCCCGUGGUUCCACAGAUCAGCACCCCCCAGUCUAACAAAGAGAGGCUGAAGAAUAUGGCACAUUCCAUUGCAGAGAGGUAUAAAGCUCAAGGGAUAAGUACAAAGAAAUCCAUUGACUCCACAUUCUACCUUCUGUUAGACUUGAUCACAUUUUUUGAUGAAUAUCAUGCCGGUCACAUUGACAGGGCCUUUGAUAUUAUUGAACAUCUAAAACUCGUGCCCCUGAGCCAAGACUGUGUGGAAGAGAGGGUGGCUGCCUUCAGAAAUUUCAGCGAUGAAAUCAGACACAAUUUAUCUGAGGUCCUUCUUGCGACCAUGAAUAUUUUGUUCACGCAAUACAAGAGGAUGAAAGGUACAAGCCCUGCCACUCCUGCAAGACCCCAGCGUGUAAUGGAGGAUAGAGAUUCGCAACUCCGGUCCCAAGCUCGUGCACUGAUAACAUUUGCUGGGAUGAUCCCCUACAGAACGUCAGGAGACACGAAUGCAAGACUGGUGCAGAUGGAAGUCCUUAUGAAUUAGCACAGAUGCUUUCAGUUAGAACUGUAGCAUCAUCUCCUUCCUGUCAUUAGUUCUUUAAGGGCCCAAUAUCAUUUUGUAUCCUGUAUGUUUGUCGAUGAAAAUAAAUUUCUUUGGUUUA